AUGCCGAAUCUGUUCCACCGUCGCAAGAGGGACACUGAUGAUGUCGAAUCCAGUGCUGGCAGGAGAGCCUCUCGAGCUCGAUCUGCCAGCAUCGUCCCUGAUCCUGACCUUGCUGAGUAUCCCGCCCUCGACCACUACAUCAGCAACUACCGCGAAGACCGCCGUCGAAGUGUAGCUGAUGGCGAUGACAAUGGAAAGACCAAGAAGAAGCAUUGGUGGAGCAGUAGUAGCAACGACCAAGAACAGUCCACCACUAACACUGGUGUUUCUGAGGCGUGGCUCGAGACUGAUCUAUCACUCGGUUUAUCCUCCGACGAAGUUGAGAGGCGUAGAAAGGUCACCGGAUGGAACGAAUUGUCAUCUGAAAAGGAAAACAUGUUUGCAAAGUUCCUCGGCUUCUUCACUGGUCCUAUUCUCUAUGUUAUGGAAGUCGCUGCUUUGCUCGCUGUAGGCUUGGGCGACUGGGUAGAUUUUGGAGUCAUCGUAGCCAUCCUUCUCUUGAACGCCUUCGUAGGCUUUAUCCAAGAGAAACAAGCUGCCGAUAUCGUCGCAAGUUUGAAGGGAGAUAUCGCAAUGCGUUGCCAUGUCGUGAGAGAUUCUGUCGUGCAGGAAAUUCUCGCUAGAGAAUUGGUCCCCGGCGAUAUUCUCAUCAUCGAAGAAGGUGGCACUGUUGCAGCAGACGCCCGACUUAUCUGUGACUUCACCCGACCCGAAGACUUUGAGAUCUACAAGCGACUCAGAGCUGAAGACAAGCUGGGCCACAGCGACGAGGAAGAUGACAUGGCCGAAGAUGACGGAGCCAACGGAGAUGCAAAGCACACCGACGAUGGCCACGCGCAUACCCACGGAAAUGAGCCCCUGGAUUACCGAAGCCGCCCUCUCGCCGCCGUUGAUCAAUCCUCCAUCACAGGAGAGUCACUGGCUGUUGAGAAGUAUCUUGGCGAUAUGGUCUACUACACAACUGGCUGCAAGAGAGGAAAGGCCUUUGCUAUGGUGCAAUCAAGUGCCAAAGUGUCUUUCGUCGGUCGUACGGCCGAUCUCGUCCAAGGUGCCAAGGAUCAAGGUCAUUUUAAGGCCAUCAUGAACAACAUCGCUAACUAUCAGCAGAUUGGCGGUUUCUUCCACCACAUCAGCGUCACAGCUCAUGGCUCGCAGAACUUGUUGCACUACGCGCUUGUUCUUCUCAUCGUCGGUGUCCCUGUCGGUUUACCUGUUGUCACUACUACCACCCUGGCUGUCGGAGCAGCCUACUUGGCUAAGCAAAAGGCUAUUGUGCAAAAGCUUACCGCUAUCGAAUCACUCGCUGGAGUCGAUAUCCUGUGCUCAGACAAGACCGGUACAUUGACUGCCAACAAGCUCUCAAUCCGAGACCCCUUUGUCGCUGAAGGCGAAGAUGUCAACUGGAUGAUGGCAUGCGCAGCCCUUGCUUCUAGCCACAACCUAAAGACACUGGACCCUAUCGACAAGGUCACUAUCCUCACGCUCAAGCGCUACCCCGAAGCCCGAGAGAUCCUCAAGCAGGGCUGGGUAACAGAGUCAUUCACGCCUUUCGACCCCGUCUCCAAGCGAAUCACCGCCGUAUGCCGCCUCGGUCAAGACAAAUACGUCUGUGCAAAGGGUGCUCCCAAGGCUAUUUUGAAGCUUCUCGGACCCGGAUCUGAACAUCUCAGCGAACUCUACCGAGAGAAGGCCCAGGACUUUGCUCGUCGCGGUUUCCGCUCUCUCGGUGUUGCUUACAAGAAGAAUGACGGCGACUGGAUUCUUUUGGGAUUGCUUUCCAUGUUCGACCCGCCCCGUGAGGAUACCGCUCAGACUAUCAUCGAGGCUGGACAUCUCGGUGUUCCCGUCAAGAUGCUUACAGGAGAUGCCAUCGCCAUUGCCAAGGAAACUUGCAAGAUGUUGUCGCUGGGCACCAAGGUCUACAACUCUGAUCGUCUCAUCCAUGGUGGCUUGGCUGGAAGUAUGCAGCACGACUUUGUCGAACGCGCUGAUGGUUUUGCCGAAGUCUUUCCCGAGCACAAGUACACUGUCGUUGAGAUGCUUCAGCAGAGAGGCCAUCUCACUGCAAUGACUGGUGACGGUGUCAACGAUGCUCCCUCUCUGAAGAAGGCUGACUGUGGUAUUGCUGUCGAAGGUUCUUCGGAGGCUGCGCAGGCGGCUGCUGAUAUCGUCUUCCUCGCACCUGGUUUGAGCACAAUCGUACUGGCUAUCAAGACUGCCCGUCAGAUCUUUGCUAGAAUGAAGUCGUACAUCCAAUACCGUAUCGCGCUUUGCCUCCAUCUCGAGAUCUACCUUACCCUCUCCAUGGUCAUUCUCAACGAAACCAUCCGCGUCGACCUCAUCGUCUUCCUCGCCCUGUUUGCCGAUUUGGCUACCGUAGCUGUGGCUUACGACAAUGCGCACUGGGAACCUAGACCUGUAGAAUGGCAGCUCCCCAAGAUUUGGAUCAUGAGUGUCAUCUUGGGCAUCCUUCUGGCCAUCGGCACAUGGAUCAUCCGAGGAACAAUGUUCCUUCCUAACGGCGGUAUUGUCCAGAACUUCGGAAGUGUGCAAGAAAUCCUCUUCCUUGAAGUUGCUCUCACAGAGAACUGGCUCAUCUUUGUUACCCGUGGCGGCAAGACAUGGCCAUCAUGGCAACUCGUCGGCGCCAUUCUCGGUGUCGAUAUCCUGGCCACUCUCUUUUGCCUCUUCGGCUGGAUGUCCGGCAUUGGAGAGACUGAUGCUAUCCACGACAACUUCAAGCAGAGCAGCAACGGCUGGGUCGAUAUUGUCACCGUUGUCAUUGUCUGGCUCUACUCUUUCGGUGUCACUGUCGUCAUCGCCAUCAUCUACUUCAUCCUUAACAAGAUUUCUUGGUUGGAUAACCUCGGCCGAAAGGAUCGUCGCAACAAGGAUACCAAGCUGGAGAAUAUUCUCGGACAUCUGCAAAAGCUUGCUAUUGAGCAUGAGGUGGAUGAAAAGACUGGAAAGAGCAAGUUUACUCUAGCUGAGAAAGUUGCCGACGACGACGAGGAUAUCUAA
Molecule: messenger RNA, 3021 nt
Organism: Fusarium graminearum PH-1
Lineage: Eukaryota; Fungi; Ascomycota; Sordariomycetes; Hypocreales; Nectriaceae
Product: plasma membrane ATPase
Exons: 7
Coding region: 1-3021 (1006 amino acids)
Biological process (GO): regulation of intracellular pH; proton export across plasma membrane
Cellular component (GO): plasma membrane
Molecular function (GO): ATP binding; ATP hydrolysis activity; P-type proton-exporting transporter activity
Source: RefSeq, a predicted model, not a curated record